Messenger RNA from Camellia sinensis, 2829 nucleotides. The record is from RefSeq and is a predicted model, not a curated record. Lineage: Eukaryota; Viridiplantae; Streptophyta; Magnoliopsida; Ericales; Theaceae.
GAGGCAGAGGUUUCGGCCAAGGGAGCCAGGGCAGCAAGAACAAAAGAGAAGUACGAGAGUAUAAUUGGUAUAUAUUAGAGUGUGGUAGUUAUAUGUGUGUGAGGAUUUAAUAUUUUCUUAUUUGGGUGGAGAUGAAAUUCUGACUAAAUAAUUGAGUGGGCAACAAAAGAAGAAGAAAGCUUGAAUACCCAAUCCUCUGUAUUACUGUGUUCCCUGAUCAAACUAUGCAGAGGAGAGUACCUUUGGCAGUGACAAUGGUGAGGUUUUCAGUUCAAUUCAUGUUGUUAUUGUGGUCAUGCAUUGCAAUGGCAAUGGCUGAUGAGUAUGUAAAGUACAAAGAUCCGAAACUGCCGGUGGGUGUUCGAGUGGAGGAUCUUCUGAGGCGGAUGACUUUGGCAGAGAAGAUUGGUCAGAUGGUGCAGGUAGAUAGGUCUGUUGCCACUGAUGAGGUCAUGAGGAAUUACUCGAUAGGGAGUGUGCUGAGUGGUGGCGGGAGUACACCCCUUUUACAUGCUAGUGCCAAAGAUUGGGUUAAAAUGGUGAAUGAGUUUCAGAAGGGUUCAUUAUCUAGCCGUUUGGGGAUCCCAAUGAUUUAUGGGAUUGAUGCUGUUCAUGGACACAAUAAUGUAUAUGAAGCUACAAUAUUUCCGCAUAAUAUUGGACUUGGAGCAACCAGGGAUCCUGAGCUUUUGCGGAGAAUUGGCGAUGCAACUGCUCUUGAAGUCAGGGCUACUGGGAUUCCUUACGUCUUUGCUCCUUGUAUUGCAGUUUGCAGAGACCCUAGAUGGGGUCGGUGUUAUGAGAGCUAUAGUGAAGAUCCCAAAAUUGUUCGAGAAAUGACCGACAUUAUAUUGGGGUUACAAGGAGAAAAUCCAAAUAGUUCUCUUAAGGGAGUACCCUAUGUUGCAGGAAGGAACAAGGUUGCAGCUUGUGCAAAGCACUUUGUGGGUGAUGGUGGGACAACCAAUGGUCUCAAUGAAAACAACACAGUGAUUGACAUGCAUGGAUUGCUUAGCAUUCAUAUGCCCGCCUAUAGUGACUCGAUCAGUAAAGGUGUCUCCACAAUCAUGGUUUCCUACUCCAGCUGGAAUGGUGAAAAGAUGCAUGCCAAUGGCAAUCUAAUUACUCGGUUUCUCAAGGACAGCCUAAAGUUUAAGGGUUUCGUUAUCUCAGAUUGGGAGGGCAUUGACAGGAUUACCACUCCACCUCAUUCAAACUACACUUACUCCGUCCAGGCUGCUAUUUUAGCUGGCAUCGACAUGGUCAUGGUUCCAUACAAUUAUACUGAGUUCAUUGAUGACCUCACCAAACUCGUGACGCACAAGGUUAUCCCUAUGGAUCGUAUUGAUGAUGCUGUGAGCAGGAUUUUGCUAGUUAAGUUCAUAAUGGGUAUGUUUGAGAACCCUCUUGCUGAUCUCAGCCUAAUUGAUCAGGUUGGAAGCCAGUCCGUAAGUGGAGUUCUUGUACUUGGACAGGCACAUAGAAACUUGGCAAGGGAAGCUGUGAGGAAGUCGCUUGUGCUUCUGAAAAAUGGGAAAAGUCCAGAUGAUCCGUUGCUGCCCCUUCCCAAAAAGGCACCCAGAAUUCUGGUUGCAGGUAGCAGUGCUGAUAAUUUGGGUUAUCAAUGUGGUGGGUGGACAAUCACUUGGCAGGGAUUUAGUGGCAAUAACUACACAACUGGAACUACCAUCCUCAAUGCCAUAGCUUCUACUGUUGACAAGAGCUCAGAAAUCAUCCACCUUGAGAACCCUGACAUUGACUAUGUCAAGUCUGGCAAGUUCAGUUAUGCUAUUGUCGUUGUUGGUGAGUACCCAUAUGCUGAGACUGCAGGAGACAGCCCAACCCUCACUAUUGCUGAUCCUGGCCCAACUGUCAUCAGCAAUGUCUGUGGGGCUGUCAAGUGUGUUGUUGUCAUUAUAUCCGGUCGACCACUUGUGAUUGAACCAUAUAUUUCCUCGAUUGAUGCACUGGUAGCAGCCUGGCUACCGGGCACUGAAGGCCAAGGUGUGACUGAUGUCCUCUUUGGGGACUAUGGAUUUACUGGGAAACUUUCACGAACGUGGUUCAAAACUGUAGAUCAACUCCCGAUGAACAUUGGGGAUUCGCACUAUGACCCACUCUUCCCCUUUGGAUUUGGACUCACAACAACUAAAUCAACUGUGACAAGGUCAAUCUCAGCUAGCAUUGAUCAAAGGCCAUCUUUACUUAUCAUUAAGAACCGAACUCCAGGGUGUAACCGGCGGGCAAGCGAAGUUGGCUGGUGUGCUCCGGCAAAUGGUUGGCUGAAAAUUAACUUCGAUGGGGCUCUAUUCAAGGAAUUAAAGGCUGUUGGUGUCGGCGUGGUGAUUCGAAACCAUUUGGGGGAAGUGAUGGCUGCUUUGUCAGAACGUCUUCCAUUUUGGGUAGACUCCGAUUGUGCAGAAGCUUAUGCCGCAACGAAAGCAGUUGAAUUGGCAAGGGAUUUGGGUUUAAGUGAUAUACAUUUGGAGGGAGAUUCUUUACGCAUUGUCAAGGUCUUGAGGGAGGAAGCUGAGUUUAUGUCAGAAUAUGGUCAUAUCUUGCUACAAACGGUGGGUGUGUGCAAGUCUUUCAGUCGCUUCCAUGUUAGUCAUGUGGGCAGGCAGGGCAAUGGGUUGGCCCAUGGGCUUGCGCGAAUGGCUAGGCAUCAAAACUACCACCAAGUUUGGAUGGAAGGCUUACCAGCUUCCUUAAUAGCCAUAGCUACUUCUGAUGUUUCAUCUCUAUAAGAAUCCUUAUUGACUACGUAUCAAUAUUUAUGAAAAUGAUUCAAACAAUUUAUUAAUAAUCCACCACGAGUUCUUCCAAUGC